UGUAUAAAAAGCUGUUUUUCCUAUUGAAAUGAAUAUAAUACGAUUUGAGUGGGCCAGAGGAUAACAGACCAAGAGAACCUGUAAAAGGAGUCCAGCUAAGCCAUCUACCCCGCUGCACGUCUUCAUCAAGGCUUCAGGAAGUUGCCAGUUGGGGUAAAUCCGAUAAAUUUAACGGGGCAAUGGAUGAUCUGGCGUAAGCAGGUGCGACGCUGACUACAGACAUGGUAAACAACAAUGAUGAGAAUGAGGAAAGAAGGUGUUGGAAGUGAUUUUCUUUGCGCCUGCAUAAAGUAGCUGGCCUUUGAGCAUAGACGGACUAAAUUAUACAGGAAAACUUCUUCACUGCUAUGUCAAGACAAACCAAGGGACACUGAAUAGGCUGACCUGGCAUUGUUUUUAAUUGGUUCAACCCUCUCGGGCCCUAGAUAUCUACGGAAUGCAUACUAAGCCUUUUGGGGACUUAACAGUAUCAAUUUUGUCCGGGUAUGGAUGAUCGGACAGAAACAUUGUUUUCUAGGCUUAAAAUUUUGUAGGGUUACAGAAAUAAUUAGUUGUUUUUGAAACGGAUCGCUGCUGCAUUUGCAUCGAGCGGUAAGGUGGGGGUUAGGGAAGUGAAGCGAGUGAAAAAUGGGGCUGAUUUCAGGGAUUGUAUUCGGCAUAAUUGUCGGAAUAUCAGUGAUGGCGGGAAUGAAAAAAGCCAUGGCGUGGCGCAGUCUCAAACGUAUUUCUAAGGCUGUAGAUGUUGCACUUCUUGGUGGGCUUAACAGGGAUGAUUUGAAAAGACUUUGUGGUGACAACUAUCCAGAGUGGAUAUCAUUUCCAUUAUAUGAGCAGGUAAAGUGGCUUAACAAACAAUUAAGCAAAAUGUGGCCUUCUGUGGCAGAUGCAGCAGAAAUGGUGAUUAGGGAAUCUGUGGAACCACUCUUGGAACAGUAUCGUCCUCCAGGAAUAUCAGCAUUAAAAUUCAACAAGCUUUUUCUUGGGAAUGUAGCUCCAAAAAUUGAAGGUAUCCGAAUCCAAAGCUUGAAGAAAGGUCAACUCAUAUUGGAUUUAGAUUUACGUUGGGGUGGUGACCCCAGUAUAAUACUUGGAGUUCAGGCACUUGUUGCCUCAUUGCCUAUACAGUUAAAAGACCUUCAGGUCUUCACUGUAGUGCGUGUGAUCUUUCAACUUGCUGAAGAAAUACCUUGCAUUUCUGCUGUUGUUGUUGCUCUUCUUUCUGAGCCCAAGCCUAAAAUUGACUAUACGUUGAAAGCAAUUGGAGGGAGCUUAACAGCUAUUCCUGGUCUAUCAGACAUGAUAGACGACAUAGUAAACUCAAUUGUUUCAGAUACUCUCCAGUGGCCUCACCGAAUUGUUGUUCCAAUUGGAGUUGUAGGUGUUGAUACAAGUGAACUUGAGCUUAAACCACAAGGCCGGCUUAAUGUGACAGUAGUAAGAGCCAAUUCAUUGAAAAACAUGGAGAUGAUUGGAAAAUCUGAUCCUUAUGUCAUCUUACAUGUCCGGAUUCUCUUUAAAGUGAAGACAAAAGUGAUUGAUAACAAUCUCAAUCCUGAGUGGAAUGAAACCUUUGCUCUAGAUAUUGAAGACAAAGAGACUCAAUACCUUAUUCUUGAGGUGCUUGAUAAGGAUAUUGGUCAAGAUAAGAGCCUAGGUAUUGUUAAAUAUCCUUUGCUUGAAUUGGAACCUGAGAAGUCAAAGGAGGUUAACUUGAAACUCUUGCCAUCUCUUGACACUAAUAAGAUCAAAGACAAAAAGGAUAGAGGAACAAUUACUAUCAAGGUGCAUUAUCAUGAAUAUACCAAAGAGGAGCAGCUGGCAGCAUUAGAAGAAGAGAAAUUAAUAUUGGAGCAAAAGAAAAAACUAAAGGAGGCAGGUCUCAUUAACAGCACAGCAGAUGCAAUUGAUGGAGCAGUGUCAUUAGUUGGAACUGGUGUUGGGGGAGCAGUUUCAUUCGUUGGAUCUGGAGUUGGAUUUGUUGGCACUGGCAUUGUUCAGGCUGGUCGUUUCAUGGGUAGAACUGUUUCAACCCAAUUUGGUAAUUCUUCAAAGAAGAACAGUACGCCUUCACAGGAAAAUGGAACAAAGAUGUAGGUUAUCCAGUGCUUUUUGACUUCUUAUGGUUCAGAUCAUGUUGCUUAUGGAGUGUAACAACUAUGCAAUCAUCACAUGUUUUUAUAAGAUUCCUCGUGUCAGUACUUCAGAUAUACCAGUUGGCAUUCGUUAGCCCAUCUUUUGAAAGUUGCAUAAUAUUUAUCAGCCAUUGGAACAUUCUACUUCUUCUAUGUUGAGACAAUGGCUACAAGAUUUGUCUGUAUCAUAUUGAGCAUUUUUUAAUCUGUAUCAUCCUUAUUUUCCGUA
This is a messenger RNA of Cryptomeria japonica (Japanese cedar), 2361 nucleotides long. RefSeq names its product calcium-dependent lipid-binding protein. The coding region runs from base 628 to 2094 and encodes 488 amino acids. The record is from RefSeq and is a predicted model, not a curated record. Gene Ontology annotation, cellular component: endoplasmic reticulum. Lineage: Eukaryota; Viridiplantae; Streptophyta; Pinopsida; Cupressales; Cupressaceae. Gene Ontology annotation, molecular function: lipid binding. The transcript is spliced from 11 exons.